AUUGAUUAGUAUCAGAUGAGUGAGACUUGAGAGUGCAGCAGGAAAUCUGACUGAUCUCUGAGCAGCUCCUGGAAGUGAUGUCAGCUGUGAGGCGGUGGACAGACCCGUCCUGCAGCUCUGUGGUCUGAGAGUCAACACUUGGCAGGAAACUCAGAGAGAAGGAUGGAGGUGAAGCUGUUGCUGCUCGUCUCCGUGCUCGCUGUUCUGGGGGUAACCCUUGUGUCCGGUCGCCAUCCUCACCCCUCAAUGCCCGGAUCGCCGUACAACAUCAGCAGGAACGAUCGCGGCCUCCAGCAGGUCAUCCUUGAUGCUGCCUACUCCUUUAACAACCAAUCAAAUGAUGCCUUCCUCUUCAAACCCGCCACCAUCAAUAUGGCGCAGCGACAGAUUGUUAAAGGGAUUCGGUACAUUGCAGAUUUUCAGAUUUCCAGAACAGUGUGUCGCAAACGAGACAAAAACAACGAUGUGUCCCGGUGUGACUUCCAGCCGCCCGGCCCACUCCACCAGGUGUUUCAGUGUCACGUGGAUGUUUGGAUGAUUCCCUGGGAAGAACCACAGAAGAAGACUCUCAACUUACUUUGCAAACAGUGACCGUAGCAGCGGCCUCCUCCUCCUGAUGACCUUCAUCACCUCCUGCUGCUGUCACUCAUCUUCAUGUCACAUCUUCAUCCGCUAAAGAAACUCUCAGGACACUCGCCCACUUUCACCCCUGUACUCUGAAUAUUUAAGUUUUUCCAAACAGACUCACAGAGAUGAUGAAACUGAACUCUGCUUGUGUGAACUUCAUUUCAGCAAUAAAACG
Messenger RNA from Archocentrus centrarchus (flier cichlid), 802 nucleotides. RefSeq names its product cystatin f (gene cst7). The transcript is spliced from 4 exons. The coding region runs from base 163 to 591 and encodes 142 amino acids. Gene Ontology annotation, molecular function: cysteine-type endopeptidase inhibitor activity. Gene Ontology annotation, cellular component: Golgi apparatus; endoplasmic reticulum; lysosome. Gene Ontology annotation, biological process: positive regulation of myelination; immune response; negative regulation of microglial cell activation. Lineage: Eukaryota; Metazoa; Chordata; Actinopteri; Cichliformes; Cichlidae. The record is from RefSeq and is a predicted model, not a curated record.